AACGUAAGAGGGGUGCAGUUUUUUUGGAGGGGUGGUGAUCAGGUGGUUGAAGACAGGAGUGGCGAAUUAGAAUCAGAGAGAAAGAAGCGGUUUUUAUAUUUCUCGCGCGAUUCGUUUCAGGCAAGUGCAGUGCAGAGUCGAAACGACGUCGUUCAUUGUGCGAUGAAAGUAGCUCAACAAGUGUUGAAUCUCUGAACUCUUUGGGAUUCGAAUCUUGAGUCGUUGAUCGUUUCCGGCAAUGGAUUCGUGGCUCAAAGCCGCUGAAGGUUUAUUUGAAGUUGUAGAUCGACGAGCGAAGGCUGUUGCCAGUGACUUAUCAGAGGAGCAGGGUGAUUCUAAGUCUCCAGCAUCAAAUGGGCAAGGAUCUCAGGGCAAGAGGACAAAAUCAAAACCAAAGGCUCAAAAGGCACUAUCCGACUCACCAACUAUAAUUAGUGAUACUACUCACGAGAAAAGUGGAUCUCCAUCAGCACCUGUGGACAUAGCAACUUCAAUAGACAAAGUUGAUCCUGAAAUUGAUGUGAGCGCUUCCACGUCUACAAACCAACCAAAGGAGCCACAACCUAGCGAUGCAACAUCACCCUUGUUAGGCUCUUCAUUAUCAAAAAUUCUAGGCGAUGAUGUUGGUAAACAUGACACAGAUGAUGCGGAAGCAUUAGUAAAUGAUGCUGAUAUUGGAGUUGCCACAAUUGCUGGUAAUGGUGAUCCUGUCCAAGAGAGUGCUUCAGACAUUUGUGAGAUGGAUCCUCCUCCAGCUCCCAAAGGAAUUGAGGGCUCCAGUGAUGAACCCACUAGUACUGGCCAAAUUAUCAAAUCUAGAGAUUUAGAUGCCAGUAAAAAUGUGGAUAUAGAGAAAUCUGAUUCUGUGGCUUCUGACACAGCUCCUAAUAAUGAUCCUAUACUCAAAGAUUCUGAUGUAAAAGUUGAAUCUGUUGUGGACGAGAAAAGCCAAGAGGAUCACAAAGCUGACAUCUCCCCCGAAAAAGUACAGGAUCAACUUGAUGAGGCUCAAGGAUUGCUUAAAACAACAAAAUCUACUGGUCAGUCUAAAGAGGCUAGGUUAGCUCGGGUCUGUGCUGGAUUGUCAUCCCGUCUUCAAGAAUACAAAUCUGAAAAUGCACAGUUGGAGGAACUUCUCACUUCAGAGAGAGAGCUGAGUAAAUCAUAUGAAGCUAGCAUAAAACAGCUACAGAAGGAUCUGUCUGAAAGUAAAAGGGAAGUGACAAGAGUUGAAUCAAAUAUGGUUGAGGCUUUGGCAGCAAAAAAUGCUGAAAUUGAGGCACUUUUAAGUUCUAUGGAUGCUGUUAAGAGGCAGGCUGCAUUGUCAGAAGGAAAUCUAGCUUCCCUGCAGGCAAGUAUGGAAUCAAUGAUGAGAAAUCGAGAACUAAGCGAAACAAGGAUGAUGCAAGCUCUAAGAGAGGAGCUAGCAUCUGCUGAGCGAAGAGCAGAAGAGGAGCGUGUCGCACAUAAUGCUACCAAAAUGGCUGCUAUGGAAAGAGAAGUGGAAUUGGAGCACAGAGCAGUUGAGUCAUCCACUGCACUUGCAAGGAUACAGAGAGUAGCAGAUGAGAGGACAGCAAAAGCCACAGAACUUGAGCAGAAGGUGGCACUUCUCGAGGUUGAAUGUGCAUCUUUAAAUCAAGAACUACAAGAUAUGGAAGCCCGUGUGCGCCGGGAACAAAAAAAGGCACCAGAAGAGGCAAAUCAAGUAAUUCAGAAGCAGGCAUGGCAGGAAGAAUUGGAGCGUGCACGUCAAGGUCAGAGGGAAGCUGAAAACAAGCUAUCUUCCUUGGAGGCUGAAAUGCAAAAAAUGAGAGUUGAAAUGGCUGCCAUGAAGAGGGAUGCUGAGCAUUACUCACGUCAGGAGCAUAUGGAGUUAGAGAAACGCUAUCGGGAACUGACAGACCUUUUGUACUACAAACAAACUCAAUUAGAAACCAUGGUCAGUGAAAAGGCUGCCACAGAGUUUCAAUUGGAAAAGGAAAUUAAGCGUCUUCAGGAAGCAAAGGCAGAGGCUGAAAGAAGUAGAGUUUCUCGUCGAGCAUCAUCAUCUUGGGAAGACGAGACUGAAAUAAAAUCCCUUGAGCCUCUUCCUAUGCAUCACCGUCAUUUGGUCGGUGCAAGUAUUCAGUUGCAAAAAGCAGUGAAACUAUUAGAUUCAGGGGCUGUCAGGGCCACAAGAUUUCUCUGGCGAUAUCCAACAGCUCGAGUUAUUUUAUUUUUCUACUUGGUUUUUGUACAUCUCUUCUUGAUGUAUCUCUUGCAUCGCCUUCAGGCACAAGCUGACACAUUGGCUGCUAGAGAAGUUGCAGAAUCUAUGGGACUUUCUAACCAGAAUUUACCGUGACUUAUCAAAAAUAUUCCAUCUAGGGCAUGUGUCAGGUGUUAAUAAUAUCUUCCUGGCUACAUAUAUUUUCAAGUGUACAUUUCCAAUGCCACUGCUUAGGGUGGCUUGAUAAUGGUCCAGCAAAUGACUCGAGCAUUGCAAACCAAAAGAGGAACUUACGUACAGGCAUCUUAUGUCUCAAGUUGAUCUUUUGAGAAACUGCUGCAAGAUGGAGUUGGGAAGAUUGGAAUUUGCUUUAGCCAAUGAUUAAUGAAUGGGUGGCAGCUUCUGUUUCUUGUGUAGACUGUUCUGAAAAUUGAAUUGGUUGAUUAUAUGUUUAUUCGUUUUUUCUUCUCUGAAAAUGUAUUUCGAGUGGAACGAUGUAGAUAACAAUAUAUUUUGUGAUAUCCUUUUUCUUCGUUCCAAGGGCAAUUGCCAAAACUAAAGAAUACACAGCGCUUGAAUGAA
Glycine soja is the source of this 2794-nucleotide messenger RNA. Its product is annotated as golgin candidate 1-like. The transcript is spliced from 21 exons. Lineage: Eukaryota; Viridiplantae; Streptophyta; Magnoliopsida; Fabales; Fabaceae. Gene Ontology annotation, biological process: Golgi organization; retrograde transport, vesicle recycling within Golgi. The record is from RefSeq and is a predicted model, not a curated record. Bases 239 to 2347 code for a protein of 702 amino acids. Gene Ontology annotation, cellular component: Golgi cisterna; Golgi membrane.